AUGAAAAAUUCUAAUCGCAAGAACAACCAUUCAGCUAUCAAUCAAGCAUAAUUUAUUUAUGGGAAAAAACUAACCAAGAACAAUUAUUAUUAUGCAGUUAAAUGGUAAGGAUAACCCAUUUCUAACAUGUCUUGGGAGAAGUAAUCUAAUUUCACUGAAGAAUCUUCCUAUUUAAUAAGACGCUUUGAAACUAGGAUUGCCUAUUUAUUCUACAAUAAAAAGAUUUAUCCCUCCUAAGAUGGUAUAAGAGUUCAUGUUAAAAGCAAAUUUUGUUAAGUUUACACUCCCCAGAUGAAUUAAAAAAGUAAGUCUAUUUAAGAUCAUUAAUGGAAAAUGUAAAAUAUUUCUAACAAAUUCAUUUAAACCUCAUCUAUCAUCAACUAAAACUUAAAAGAUGUUACUCUUAGCACUUAGGAUUCUAAAUUUGACUCAAAAAGAGUGGUAGUACAAUUUGCUCCUCUGCCUCCUUUUAUCGGAGAAAAUUAGAUCAAGUAGAUGAUAGUUACUACCUAAUCAAUGACAAAUCUGAAUUAGGUUGUUAAAUAGGAGUCAACAAUUGAAAGAGAUAUCAAAUUACUAAACUAAAUAGAGAAAGCUUAGAAAAAGAUAAAUGAAUAAUAAAAAAUUCAAUAAAUAGAAGUUUAAAAUGAGUAACAAAAAAUUAAUAAUUAGAAAUCUUAGAUUUAAAAUAAUAGUAAAAUAGUAAAAAAAAGUUCUAAGAAGUCAAACUCAAACGAAAAGAAGAACAAAAUCAAUCAGUUAUAAUAGCAAAAGCUUCAGAGUAAUUUAGAAUCAUCUAAAGUAGAAAUUAACAAAUAAUUGUUCGAUUAAGAAAGGAAAAAGAAAUAAUGGCAAUCAUCAAGUGAUUUUAUAUCGAUUGAAAAUCAAGAUGAAUCUUUUUAGUUGGAAAUAUAAAAUUUUGAAGAGAGUAUUGAUAAAAAUUAACCUCUUAUUCAUCAUGUUAAUUAAAAGCUUAAAUAAUUUGAUAAUAAAAAUAAUUAAACAAAUUCAGAAAAAUUUCAAUUAAAUAAUAAUGGAUCAAAAAAGUAAAAAUUUAGAGCAGUAAAAUCUGGAAAUUUAAUAUCGUUUUUAAAUAUGAAUUCUUCUAAAUUAGUAUCAUCAAUAAUUGAUAGUAAUAAUAAAAACAAUGAUAAUAGUUAUUAAUAAACUAAUAAUAAAUUCAAUAAUCACAAAAAUCCUUCUAAUGAUAAUUCAAACUUAAUUGAAAUUGAUGGCGACGAUGAUAAUAAAAAUAUUUUGAAUAGGUCAUCAAAUAACAACAAAAGUGACAAUUCAAGCUCUAUAAAUAAUAUUAGUUUACAUUAAAGUAUUAAUUAUUCUGAAGAGAAGAAAACAGAAAAAGAUAACAUUUUAGAUCAAAUUAUAUAUUAAAAGCCAAAAGGGAAUGAUAAUUUAGAUUUAAACAUAUUCAAAGAACCAAAACAAUUAAACCAAGUAAAAACAAGUCAAUAAAUUUAAUAAGAGAUCUAAAAACUUCAAUUAGAUAGAAUUGCUUAAAAUAAACCAAGUAGGUGCAGUGUACCUAUAAUACCAAGAAUAAAAGAUGUCGAAAUUUAAGUUUGUUUAGUUGAUAAUCAUGAAUCUAAGAUGAUUCAGUAUGAUUAAGAAUUAAAUUAAAUAAAAAGUUACAAUAUAAUGAUUUCUAAUAUUUGCUCACAUCUGUUAAUGAAUGAGUAAUUGUUUUUUCAAUGUCAGUACGAUAAUGGUAUAGAGUAUUUUGUUGAAUAUGAUGAGUUGAAAGUCUUUAGCCCUAAAUAACUAUUAGAUUAUAUGAUAUAAAAUUCUAUAUUUAUUUGA
Paramecium tetraurelia is the source of this 1818-nucleotide messenger RNA. RefSeq lists its product as uncharacterized. The transcript is spliced from 3 exons. Lineage: Eukaryota; Ciliophora; Oligohymenophorea; Peniculida; Parameciidae. The record is from RefSeq and is a predicted model, not a curated record.